This is a messenger RNA of Oldenlandia corymbosa var. corymbosa, 750 nucleotides long. The record is from the annotation of a GenBank genome assembly. NCBI's taxonomy places the organism in Eukaryota, Viridiplantae, Streptophyta, Magnoliopsida, Gentianales, Rubiaceae.
AUGAAGACGGCUUUGGACUCCACAAGUGCAACGACGUCGUCUGGUUCAGACCACUGUUACAAGGAUUACUACAACUCCAGUACAUCCCUUCAUGAACUAAUAUCCCAAGAGAAGCAAAGAAAAGAGAAUGAGGAGCUCACUCAAAUCGUUCUUCAAGUGACAAAAAGUUAUGAUGCUAUGAGUGUAGAGCUCCAAAUAAUGGUUGAUCUUAUCGAAUGCAAGGAAGAGAAAAAUCAUGAUGAAAUGGUCUUGCCUAUGGAGGAAGUAGAUAGCAUAGUGGAAGAAGAAGUUGACGAGACACCACAACUUGAAGAGGUUAUUGUAGAAGAUGUCCUAGUUGAGAGAAAUUCAAGUUUGGUUCAUUGUCAAGUAAUCACACCACUUGUUGAUGAGUUAGAGCACAUAGACUCGGCCGUUCAAGAUGCAUUGAUGAUUCAAGAAGAGUUAAGUGUUACCAUGGGUCAGAACAUCAUUGGUGGAGAAGGUGAAUUUUAUUGGGGAUUACAAGAAGAGUUCAUUGAUUUUAAUCAAUUCCAAACUAAGAGAAUCCCCAAGAAGUUGGAAAAGUGGAGAAGAGUUGAUUUCCUUGUAUGUUGGAUAAUGGAUAUUUUUGAAGAAAAUGCUUCCUGGAGGCAUGAUAGGAGACUAGAUGACACAUUCUUGUGGUAUCGGGAUGACUCUGUCCAAGGAAAAGCAGACCAGAGGACUCUAAUGAGUGUCAAUGUUCAUUUUAUGGAAUGGUUUGAGUGA